UUAAAAAAAUCAAAAAAAAAAAAAAACAAACUUCUGUGCAAGCACAAUUACGUGCGUGCAAGAAUAUACCUGUACGAUCUCUCCCUACAUUACCACCCACUGCUGCGCCGCAACGCAGCUGCAGCAGGUGUGUGAGUGAAAAAAAAACUUCAAGAACAACAAACGCACAAAAGCAAAAAAAUACAAAGUCAGCCGCCAAGAGCGCACAACAAACAAAAACACACAAAAAUAAAGUCAACGAAAUUAAAUUACAAAAACAAAAAUCAUGGCUGUUGUCUUUUAUAUGCCCGAAGGCGGUGGCGAUGACACGGCAUCAUCAUCAAGUGGCGGUCACAGCAGUACGGGCAGCGGCAGCGCUGCCUCAUCGACGUCACAAUCGCCAAAUACCACAACAUCGGCAACGCAAACGCCAAUGCAGAGUCCGUUAGUGCCAAAUCCCUAUAUGGUAGCCCUGUGUGAGGCGUUGCUGUAUCAAUCCAUGAAUAAUCCUCCCGCCUUCCAGUAUCCCCCACCAGCCAGUCCCUGCUGUCCUGUGCACAGCCCUUCACCAUUUACCGGCGGAAGUGUUGGUGGCGCUAACGGUGAGGUUUUCUUUCCCAUCAGUCGCAGUACGCCACGCACUCCCCGCACCAGUGUCAGCUUUGCUGCUGGCGAGGAGAAUACAUUCUUUCGGCAUCACAAUAUAAGUGGCGGUGGUGGUGGUGGCUGCAGCAGCAGCAGCGCAACACACCUCCAGCCCCCACAAUCAGCACCAGCCAUGCAACAGAGUAGUCACAAUAAUGCGCAUAGUCAGACAGCACCACAACAAUACCAACAAUACACAUAUCCAUAUUAUCAGUACACACCACCACCGACGCCGCUCACUGCCAACGCGAGUACAUGUACCGGCGGUAAUUUGUUCAACGGUUCAACGGAAGCGACAACACAUCAGCGCACUUGUGUAGCAUCAACAUCGACAGCAACAGCGUCAACAUCAACAGCAGCAUCGACAUCGUCGUGUGGGGCAAAGGGACAUGCGCGAUUGCAUCGCAGCUUGUCGGAUGCGCAAAAGCGCUCGCGCCGCUCAUCAACGAACGCAAACGAUGAUGAACGUGAAUGUCACAGCGAGCAUGAGACCAGCUGGGACGAGUUCGAUGAUCGUUAUGAGAAUUUUACAGCUGGCCGUGAACGUUUACAAGAAUUUAAUGGACGAAUACCGCCGCGUAAGAAGAAAAAGGAUGUGCCAAAAUCGAGGGCAGAGAGGAAGCAAUUUAAAGCCUUCAUCUGGCCCACUGUCGUUACAGUCAUCGUUGUCGCUAUGGGUUGUGGCUUCCUUGUGGCGCGAUGAGCGCCUAAAAUGAGAAGCUUUAACAGCGUUAACAGCAGCAAUACUUACAAUAACAAACACUAAACAUGUAAGCAGCAGAAAAGCAAUGCAAAUUAAACAAAUAUUUACACUUAAAAAAUAAUAAUAAUAAUUAUAAAUAAAGAUUUGAGAAAAAAAAAACAAAUUAUCAAAAAAUGCAUAUCGAAAGUGUUAAAGUAAUCCCCGUUACGUGCGGAAUGACUGCAUUCGAAUGAACGAGUAAGAAAUGAAAAUUAAGUAUGAAAAAAUCUACGCUGGAAUUGUGGAAUGAGUUAGUUUGAAAUGAAACGAAUGAAGCACGCGCGUGGAAUGAGGCGACAUAGACGCCGGGCGCAAGAGAGUGAGCACAUCGACAAGCACUUGACUGGGUGCUGUUGUUACUCAGGCAAUUGGAAAACUGAUUUGCGAGAAUCAAGUCGAAUAAAAGCGUUAAAAAAUGCUGAGAACAAGUGGAACGCAGUUGAUGGGGAACAUUUUGGAGCAGAGAUCAAGUAAAAGAGCAUUAAAGAAACCGAAUUUUUUUAUUCAAGUAACAACGAAGCUUUUCUUACACAAUAUCAAAAUAAAAAAAAA
Ceratitis capitata (Mediterranean fruit fly) is the source of this 1918-nucleotide messenger RNA. It is a transcript of the gene hid, whose product is annotated as cell death protein hid. The record is from RefSeq and is a predicted model, not a curated record. Bases 266 to 1327 code for a protein of 353 amino acids. The transcript has 4 exons. Lineage: Eukaryota; Metazoa; Arthropoda; Insecta; Diptera; Tephritidae.